Vigna radiata var. radiata (mung bean) is the source of this 558-nucleotide messenger RNA. Its product is annotated as geranylgeranyl transferase type-2 subunit beta 1-like. Gene Ontology annotation, cellular component: Rab-protein geranylgeranyltransferase complex. The transcript has 4 exons. The coding region runs from base 1 to 558 and encodes 185 amino acids. The record is from RefSeq and is a predicted model, not a curated record. Gene Ontology annotation, biological process: protein geranylgeranylation. Gene Ontology annotation, molecular function: Rab geranylgeranyltransferase activity. NCBI's taxonomy places the organism in Eukaryota, Viridiplantae, Streptophyta, Magnoliopsida, Fabales, Fabaceae.
AUGGAUGAUUUCGAAUCUGGCAGCAAAGAAGAAGUUGCAACGGAGGUGUUUGGGUUUAUGGCAGCGGAAGAGAGUGAUUUAGGAUGGCUAAAUGGAGUGGAGGAAGCUUUGUAUGAUAUUGUCAGCCUGCAAAACGAAGAUGGAUCCUUUUCAGGGGAUAUGUGGGGUGAAGUUCAUACGCUGUUCUCAUAUAUUGCUAUUUGUUGCUUAUCAAUAUUACAUUGCUUGGACAAAAUCAAUGUGGAGAAAGCUGUGAAGUACAUUAUAAGUUGCAAAAAUAUGGAUGGUGGUUUUGGUUGCACCCCUGGUGGGGAAUCUCAUGUUGGUCAAAUUUUCUAUUGUGUGGGAGCCCUUGCCAUAACGGGGUCACUAGAUCUUGUUGACAAGGACCUACUAGGUUGGUGGUUAUGUAAGCGACAGGUUAAAUCUGGAAGUCUGAAUGGGCAUCCUAAGAAACUUCCUCAUGUGAGCAAAUCUUUUCACCUCCUCCUUCGAUGCUUGAAAUUAAAAAGAAAAGAAAAAUCAGAACUUGAAGAUUGUUUUUGCAAGGAAUCGUAA